Messenger RNA from Aspergillus tubingensis, 513 nucleotides. RefSeq lists its product as uncharacterized. The record is from RefSeq and is a predicted model, not a curated record. The transcript is spliced from 3 exons. The coding region runs from base 1 to 513 and encodes 170 amino acids. NCBI's taxonomy places the organism in Eukaryota, Fungi, Ascomycota, Eurotiomycetes, Eurotiales, Aspergillaceae.
AUGCCACCUCCACCUCCCUCAAAACCUCCCCCCCUCCCAACAAACCACCUCACCUUCGACACCUGGAACUCCUCCUCAACAGGCCACCAAAUCGCCGACCCCGGAUCCUCCCGCGGAAAUACCUCAUGGCGCGAGACCCGACGAGAGAAACUCACCAGACAGUUUGGGGCGGGCAGGGGGGAUUGUACAUAUGAUAUUGAUGGGGGGAGUAAAGGGGAGUGGGUUGUGACCCAGAUACCUGCAGAAGUGCAGAAGCAGCAGCAGAAGCAGCAGCAGAGAGAUAUACGGAGGGCAGGGGCAGGGGGUGGGUUAGCAGCUGGAAAACUACAAAAGGAGAUACAAAGGGGUGGGUGGAAGGGGGUUAAGUUGGUGAGGGUUCAGUGGGCUAUGGAUAGUAUUGCAGCAGGGAAACGUCUCUCCGAGGCGAAAUAUGCUGUUCAGUUGAGGACGAACCAGAGGAGUGUGCUUGCAUUUACGUCGUCUACAUCAAAUAUCAUUUCAUCACUUUCAUAA